UCAUCUCUGAUGAAGCUACGGUAGCGCGGUAGCUCAUUGGUUCGACGUCACAUCGCUGUCUUCUUGUUUAUAGCUAGUUAUACAUAAAAUGAAUGUUCAGAUUAAAGCUGGUGUUUGUACCAGUUAAACAUUGGUGUCGGUGAGCAUGCGUGUCGCGGGGAAAAUGUGGCGUGCGUCCCGUGCACAGUCUCUCUGACAUCGCUCCUCUCUUCACAGCUUUCCGCUCAAUAGCAUCAUCGCUAACGUCCAGCAGCGAUGCACAAGGAAGAGGAUGAGGUGCAGGACGACUGCGGUUCCCGGGAGGAGUGGACGCUCCUGUUCUGGACCUCUCUGGCCGUCAUCGUCCCGGUCAUCGUCACGAUGUGGUGCAGCGCCCAGCGCUCGAAGCGGAAAACGCACAUGAAGGAUUUCUUUCGCAAGAGCAAGCACGGCUGGCACUACACAGACCUGUUCACCAAGCCCACCUACUGCUGCGUCUGUUCCCAGCACAUCCUCCACGGGGCUUUCUGCGACUGCUGCGGCGUGUGCGCCGACGAGCAGUGCCUGCGCCGGGCCGACCGGAGCCUAACGUGCAAGGAGAUCAUGGCCCCUUGUAGCCCGGGCGGAGCCAUGGAGCACCGCUGGGUCCGCGGAAACGUUCCCCUCGCCAGCUACUGUGCAGUGUGUAAACAGCAGUGCGGGACCCAGCCGAAGCUCUGCGACUUCAGGUGUGUGUGGUGUCAGACCACAGUGCACGACGACUGCAUGGACAGCCUGAUGGCUGCAGACCAGUGUGAGCUGGGCGAGUUCCGCAACCUCAUCAUCCCUCCUCACUACCUCUACCGCGUCAACAAGCUCCGCCGCAGGCACCCCGACGAGUACAGCAAGCUGGCUUCGUCCUGUGGCAGUGGCUGGACUCCAGUGUUGGUCUUGGCUAACACACGUAGCGGUAACAACAUGGGGGAGGCUCUGCUGGGAGAAUUUCGCACCAUUCUGAAUCCUGUGCAGGUGUUUGACCUGUCUGAGCUGACUCCCCCCAAAGCCCUCCAGCUGUGCAGCCUGCUGCCUCCCGGCAGUGUCCAGGUGCUGGUGUGUGGGGGCGACGGCACCGUGGGCUGGGUGCUGGACGCCAUCGAUACUAUGAAGCUGAAGGGCCAAGACCAGUUCAUGCCGAGGGUGACCAUCCUGCCCCUGGGGACAGGAAAUGACCUUUCCAACACUUUAGGCUGGGGUGCCGGGUACGCUGGAGAGAUCCCCGUGGAACAGGUUCUCCGUAACAUCCUUGAUGCCGAGGUGGUCAAAAUGGACAGAUGGAAAGUGCAGGUGGCUUCAAAAGGCCUCUACUUUCGUAAACCAAAGGUUCUGUCCAUGAACAACUACUUCUCUGUGGGACCUGAUGCUCUGAUGGCGCUCAACUUCCACACGCACCGUGAGAAAACGCCCUCCUUCUUCUCCAGCCGCAUCAUCAACAAGACUGUAUAUUUCCUGUAUGGCACCAAAGAUUGUUUAGUGCAGGAAUGUAAGGAUCUGGAUAAGAGGAUUGAGUUGGAGUUGGAUGGGGAGAGGGUGGCGCUGCCCAGCCUGGAGGGCAUCAUAGUUUGUAACAUUGGCUAUUGGGGUGGCGGCUGCAGACUCUGGGAGGGUAUGGGGGAUGAACCCUACCCGCCCACACGGCUGGAUGAUGGUCUGCUGGAGGUGGUGGGUGUGUUUGGCUCCUUCCACUGUGCUCAGAUCCAGGUCAAAAUGGCCAAUCCUGUACGGCUGGGACAGGCCCACACUGUCAGGCUGGUUCUCAAGAGCUCCAAGAUGCCCAUGCAGGUGGACGGGGAGCCGUGGGCCCAGGGUCCCUGCACCAUCACUAUCACCCAUAAGACCCAGGCCCUCAUGCUGUACCACAGUGCCGAGCAGACGGACGAUGACGACGACGAAUCCAGCGCCUCUGAGACAGAGAGCCCCACCCCUCACGACUCACCCAGGCCCCCGGGGCCGGCCUCCGCCCGUGCAUGACCCGCCCCAGACGUGUCAUGGGAUCUGAAGCUCCUCUUAUUUAAAUCUCUGUCUUAUUUUCUGCAGCCCAGUUUCUAUUAAUCACUCCGCUGCAGUGGCACUUCGUCUUCAUCCUCUAAGAUCUUUGAACACACUUUAUCCUCCAGUCACAUUGAUACGAAUAGGCGUUAUCAUUUUCCUGUUCGGGUUACACACAUUUCAUAUGUUUUCAGAGAGCUCACUGGGGUGAAAUGGGAGAGUUUGGAAAUGGGCUGGUGGGAUUUGGUUCUUUUUAAAUAUUCUAACCCAGAGCUCAGGCAGUCGUCCGUCCCCCACCCCCCCACAGGUGAGACAGCCAGGAGGAGGUGAAUGUUUGUGAGAAAGAUUGCCGUUUACUGGCACUGAUCCCUUGUGCCAUAGUCAACUAUAAAACUGUAUUUAUUCUACUGUAUUUACGAUUGAAUGCCCAGUGUAGCCCUGCAGGUAUCUGUGAGACAUUCAAACCAAACCCACACAAAGCCAUGUCUAAAUCAACAGCAAGUGAUGAAGCAUUAAUACAGUGAAGGGGAGGUUUCGCUAAAGAUGCAUCCAUAGCUUUAUUGCUUUUUUUUUUUUUUUUUUUUUUUUUUUUUAACUCCAGAAAGAGCAAAAACAUUUUGUGUGAAAUGUUAAACUGCUCAGAUUAUCUGUUAAAUUCCCCCUUCAGGCUCCAAAUCACCGUGAUUUUGGUUUUAAAGUGUCUCCUGCAUUUGCAAGAUAAGGCUUUGAAAUGUGUGUGAAAGCCAAAAGGUCUCUGAAUCUGAUGGAGCAAGGGCUCUGUUACAACGGCAGUGUGUUGUUAAUCACUGGACGUGUUGGUUUGCUUACUUCAUGGUGCCGUCUUAAGUAGCUCACCAAACUGCUAGAUUGUACGACGAUACAGUCUUGAAACUAUAUAUUUCCUGUAAAAGCUACAGGAAACAGCCUGACUUUAUUUUGAAAGUACUGCCAAUUAACUUUUGCCUACUUGUAAAACCUUUUGUUUUUUCCUUUUCUUUACAUUUUUCUUCCUGUUUACAUAUUUUGUGUUGCACUGUUUUGGCACUUAUACUGAUAAAUACCUUACACUGCGUAGGAUGUAGGCUUUAUACAUGGAACCGUAAUGCCGACACUUGAUGUUGCUGCCAAUAGUGAUAACUGCUGAUGAGAUUAAGCUGUCCCGUGUUGUUGUUUUACGUUAUUCACGUUAUCCUCUUGCACUUCAUAAUUUGUGGUUUAACAAAUAGUCACCACAAGGUGGCAGACUAAAGACAGUAUUAUCUGUAGCUUGUCUCCUUAACUGCUACAGUUUAACACUGAAUACCAUCAGUUACUUGCAUGUACUUCUCUGUGUAGUGUUCAGUUGAGUUGCAUCUUCCUUGUUCUCUACCUAAUGUGUGCAAGAGGUCAUUUGUGUUUGUCAGUCGAAAACUUGUAGGGAAGUUAAUGUUACCACUUGAGGUGGUCCUGUUUAUUGCAGAAUGGUUGCCUGUUGCUCACAGCCAUAUCAGAAAAGCCUGUCGUAUGUUAGUUUAUGCUUUCUUAUAAACCUGGAGCCAACAUGCUGCACAUAAGGCUGAACAGGGAUCAGUUCUUAGCCCAGGAUGCCUAUGCUUUUGGAAUAUGUACCUCUUUGGUAGAUAACCAAGCCUUGUGGUUUCGUCACCCUCCAUUUGUUUGGUGAAUGUCUUCUUGCUCAAGGACACCUGUUUGAUCAUUUACCUUAUCAUCAUGUUUACCAGAGUUGUGUUGCACUGAAAUAGCUUAAAUGUAACUGGGCUUUACUGUCAGGUUUCUCAGCCACGCUAGCAGCAUGGCUCUAGUUCAAGACACUGUUUUUAGAGUGAAAUACCUCGAUAACCGUUUAAUGAAUUGUCCGGCAAUUUGGUAAAAAUAUUGACGGACGCCUGAAUAAUGAAUCCUAAUGAUUUUGUUGAUGCUGAGUAUUUGGUUAGCACCACAGUUGGUGACUAUCGGCAACUUAAAAUGAGUCAGCGAGAGGAUAAGUAGGAGAGACUAACCUGCGGACGCGCUGGUUGUAAAUGAUUCGCGGAUCCAGUGGCUGAGUUUGUAUUUUUAUUUUUCACAGUUUAGUGUUUUAAUAAAGUCAAAACCCACAAACGACAAACAAACUUUGUGUUCAAACUUGCCUUCUCCUUGUUGUACAAGGGUGAUCGACAGCGUCCAGUAAUGAUAAUAGUAGUGAAAAUAGUUUAUAGCGGUCAACAACAAAUAAGACUCCCUCUCUCAACCCCUCUCCUUCCAUUCAUCCAACUAAACUACAUAUCCUCAUUGUUAUCCCCAACACCAUGUGACUCAACUACCGGAAGUGACAAAAAAGGGUGUACAAAAUGACACAGGCCAUACCUGGCUCCUACAACCACCAAUGGAUCACAUUUGUGCUAGUCAAAUACUGUAGUACUUGACGUGAUACUCGAUGUAAAUUACUGACCGGAUUUCUCUCAACCUCAGCUGUAGUUUGAGACAAAUGCUAACAUGCUAAAUAUUAGCACAAUACAUCCUUACUGUACAUAUGACAGCACAUGCUAGCCUCCAGCUCAAGUCAGAGUGGGACCUAAAUACAGGUGUUGGUUGCAGCUUAAGGCUUCACUCAUAAAUAUUUUUAUAUUAACAAUGAAUAGAAUUACUAUGUGUAAUGUAAAACCUCCACAUCUGAGAUGGUUUGCUCAAAUCUUUACUUGCGUUAUUUUUUUCCCACCUGCAUUCUGUGAAGAAGGCAAUGAGUGCUAGCCCAUCACAGGCAGAGUAGGGCGAGUUUUCGCAGAAUACGGGUCGAUCAACAUUUCCAGAAAAGUCUUGCACAGUUGUUGCUCGUAUGCCAUUGGUUAAACUACCGCGUGCCAAGUGUGUCUAAGAUUGCGGACCCCUGCUAUAGACCAAAACAGCUACAAAGAGAGUGAAUAUUGUACUUAUAGUUGUUAGGUUGCCAGAAACAUGACUUCAAAUGAAUGCUUAUAUUGCUCUGCUGGAUGAUAAGUAGGCUUUUGUUUGGUAAUAUAUUUGGAAUAGCAACUUUGUAAAGCCAUAAUAUCCAAGUGGGAUGUCGCUUGUUGUGGAGUUAUGCCCCUAACUGGCUGAAGCAAAAACCUGAUUAUUCAGCUUUGAUCUGAUGAGAGUUGACAACGUAGAGCUGAGCCUGAUGAGGUGUUCGCAGAAGUCUGCUAGCGUGGCUAAAGACCUUUACUUGUUUUCUUGUUGAGGGUGGAGCAACAUGACCGUGAUGUUAUUGGUUGUUUUGAAUGUUUCCCUUUCAAUCCUGUUAGUUUAUUUGUUAAAUCUUGGCAGAUACAGAACUGUAUUUAUAUACUCAGUUUCUCAAGGCAAAUUUCACUGUGUACCAAAAUGCUUUGAUUAUUAGUUGAUGUAUAUAUUUGAAUAUGCUUACUUUUUUUGCAGUCAAAUAUCUAUAGAGAUAAGAGAACCCUAAAAGUUGAUAGGAAUGUGCAGAAGCAUAAUACAUUUGACUUUGACCACGAUAUGGUCCUUAUGUGGCCUCUGCUAAACAGGAACGAGAAUACAAAGUAAGAGAGAAUAAGCUUUUAUUGGUAAGUCAUGUAAAUCAUAGCAGUUUACAAAAAUAAAGAGGGUUUGGUGAAAUUGUUAUUACAGGUGACAAAAACAGAUUUUGAUUGAACUGAAUGUAUUGAAGCGAUCUUUUGAAUUUGAAGACAUUCCCAUAAAUAUUUUCAUAAAUAAGCAUCAUGUCUCUGUGCUUUAAUUGUGAUAUUAUACAUUUCUUGAAGAAUUUGAGGGGGGAAACUGCUCCCAUGAUCCCGAGUCAGAGAUCACAGCAGCCAAACGGUAAUAAUGACAUCAUUAUAUUGUUAAUCAUUUACCAAUUUAACAAAUGCUGAUCUCAAAUUGCUUGGAAAUGUUUAUUUUAAAGCAACUGCAUAUCCAGUGACUAUUGUAUAAAGUAAUGCAAAAUAAGCGCCAAAGGCUGGCUUUAUAUAUAUAUGUGUAUGAUUUUUAAGAUAUAUAGUAGUGCCAGUUAUUUUUAUUAGGCUAUGGAUGGUGUCUAGUUGGUUUUAUCUUCUGGGGUUGUAGAAGUGAUAGGAGUUUGGCACAUUUCCUCCUGGAGCAUUGUGGGGCCUUUUGUCUUGUUCUGAAAGGAAAAUAUACAAAAAGGUUUCUUUUGUAGUUCCCCCAUAUUAUGAGAAUUGUGUCACUUGCCAAACUGAUACUUGAAUUGAAUUCUUUCAAGCUAAAGUACAACAGUGUGUGUGUGGGAACUCUUGAACUUGUCGUUUUUAACCUAAAAUAAAUGUUUUCUGUAGUUGCUGUGAAUGCUACAAUUCCAAAUGCAACUCGUAAUUCAGGUUGUGCAAGUCUAUAAAAGAGUUAUAAGCUGCUGUAUUUAUUUAUUUAAAAAAAAUUCCCUGAGAAGCUUGUCACUGCUGACUCUACUGUACUGACACGUGGAAAUUACUUGCUGGGCCGUCACAAGGGGGAGGGACAUUGACAUGCAUGCACAUGAAUCACAGUCACAUGCAAUAUUCCAGUUUUACUUCACGCAGGUCCGGUUCUUAAGCAUUGCACCCUCAGUCUGUCAAUUUAAUAUUUUGCACCCUCAGUUGAAACUUUAAUAAUAGAUGCCAAGUGUAAGGUGGUAGUUCUUAGCAGCACCAUCUAUUUUAGUUCAUGUAUGUACAUCAGCGCAAUGUGCUAAAGGGCUAGGUGGAGGUUGAUAUUGAUCAGUGGGUGAGGUGGUUAUUAAAUACACUCUCAGCCGGUCGCAUCACUGGUCUCAUAGCUCUGAAACAGUUAAGUGUGAUAAUGACGGCUCUGCAGACUUCAUUAGAAUUGAAAAACAAGCGCAGAUGAAAUGUUAUACAAGCAAUGGGCUUGACUUUGUGGUACGAUACACUUCAUGCAAUCGUGCCAAAACACAAAGGUAAACUCACCAAGGCCACGAGGUACUCAGCAGUGUGUGCGCUGGUAGUUCCGUUAGCUGUUGGCGUUUUAGCGGUUAGCCAGACACCGUCCAAAACAGUAGCAGUGUGCAAACUGUUUCCGCCUCAAUGUGUCUCUGGCUGUAGACUAGUGGCUGGGGGCCGGACAUGCCCUGAGCUGUGUUAUCACUUGGAGCCUCAAUCAAUUAAUCCUAAUUCAAGACGGUUCUCUACUGGGCAAGAUAAACUGAUGUAACACACUGGUCUACAUGUUCACUGGGCCACCACCUUCAUAGUAAAUACUGAUGACUGAUGCCUUUUAGAAAACAACGCCCAAUUCCAACACUUGUGAAAGCAUAUCAGGGGAGGCAGUGAGAUGCUUUUCACCCCGCCUUUAAGUGUGGUCAUUAUAUGUUUGUAUUUUUAUUCUGUUGUCUUUUCUUAUUGUUUUGUUGUAGUCUUCGAUCAAUCUGUGGCACAAUCAUUUCCUUUAGGAUUGAUAGCGUUCUUUUUUUAUCUUAUCGUAUCUUAGGACCUGGUUCAUUACAAGCAUACUGGACACUUUAAUAAGUGUGCUACAUUAACUGACAUUAGAAACUUGACUUAAGAGCAUGCUUAAAGGGUAGCUAUUAUUACCUGACUAAUUCAUACCAUCAUGGUUUAGCAUGUAUUAUUGAAAUGAUUCUGAUGGCAUAUGUUUUAAGAAGAGAAGUGAUACAAUCUCAGUGUCCCAGGAUUACAUAUCUAUCCGUCUGUUAGUCGUUUUGUAUCAUACUAUUGAGAUCAAUAUAAUAAUUUGAUAGUGUGUGUGAGUGUUGUAUAACUUACUUGUGUUUUGUCCUGGCAUAAAUAGGGGACCCUGAUAAGAGCCUGGUGG
Molecule: messenger RNA, 7773 nt
Organism: Anarrhichthys ocellatus (wolf-eel)
Lineage: Eukaryota; Metazoa; Chordata; Actinopteri; Perciformes; Anarhichadidae
Gene: dgke
Product: diacylglycerol kinase, epsilon
Exons: 11
Coding region: 256-1986 (576 amino acids)
Biological process (GO): phospholipase C-activating G protein-coupled receptor signaling pathway
Cellular component (GO): membrane
Molecular function (GO): ATP-dependent diacylglycerol kinase activity
Source: RefSeq, a predicted model, not a curated record